Spirodela intermedia is the source of this 1139-nucleotide messenger RNA. The record is from the annotation of a GenBank genome assembly. NCBI's taxonomy places the organism in Eukaryota, Viridiplantae, Streptophyta, Magnoliopsida, Alismatales, Araceae.
AUGUCGUCUUUCUCCACGUCGUCCUCCAGGUACCGCUUCCAGAACCAGUGCUGGCGCCAGACCCGAUCGGCCAUCUCCUCGAUGGGCACGUUCUUGGUCUCCGGGAGGAAGAAGAGGACGAAGGUGGACAUGACGACGACCCAGCCGGAGAAGAAUACGAAGAUGCCGAACUUGAAGUGGCACAGCAUGGAGAGGAAGGCCUGCGCGAUGACGAAGGUGAAGAGCAGGUUCACGCAGACCGUCACGCUCUGCCCCGCCGACCGGGUCUCGAGCGGGAAGGUCUCGCUGGGGAUGAGCCACCCCAGCGGGCCCCAAGACCAGGCGAAGGACGAUACGAAGGUGCAGACCAUCACCACCACCAGCACCGCCCACCCCUUGCCGAGGUCAUUCCUCACGUCUGUCACCUUCACCCCCAGCACCACCGCGAUCACCACCUGGGAGAGGAACAUCUGCACGCCGGCCUCGAGGAGCAGCGCCCGCCGGCCGACCUUGUCGACGGAGUAGAUGGAGACGACCGUGGAGAGGACGUUCACGGCGCCGGUGAUGACGGCGGAGUACAGGGAGGCGUCGCUCUUGAAUCCCAGCGUGUUGAAUAGCACGGGGGCGUAGAACAUGAUGGCGUUGAUGCCCGUCAACUGCUGGAAGAUCUGCAGGAGUGUGGCGAUGACGAGCGGUGGCCGGUUGCGGCGGCGCAGCAGGUUCCGGAACGGGUGCUUCACCUGCUGGGCGGCGCGACUGGCCUCAAGGAUCUCCUCGAAUUCGGGUUCCACAUUCGUGAUGCCGCGAAUACGGCGGAGCACUGCUUUCCCUUCCUCCAGCCGGCCCCUCUCGAUGAGACUGUUGGGGGUCUCCGUGACGAGCAGAGAGCCCACCGUGAGGAGCAGCGCCGGCACCCCCGCAAGGCCCAGCGACAGCCGCCAACCCCACCCGCCGCGGAUCCUGCGCUCUCGCCCAUUUUCCUCCAUCACCACCUCAAACCAGAGAUGAGCAAACAGUCGUCCGAACUGAGGUUUGUGGACUUACUUGGCGGUGCCAUAGUUGACAAGGCUGGCGAAGAGGAUGCCGAUGGUGACGUUGAGCUGGAACAGGAUGUUGAGCCCUCCACGGAUCCUAGUGGGCGCGACCUCCGACAGAAAUAG